CACAUAUAUAUUUGGUAGACGGCACAUAUAUACAUAUAUUUGGUAGACCUCUCAAAAGUAUAUUGCUUUAUCAUUUUUUUAAGAAAUGAUUCAAAUUGUAAACCUUGUCAUGGCAGGUCUUCUUUUAGCUCAUUCACUUGAUGGAUUUGCCGGAGGAAUGGUGGAUAAUUUUCGUAAAAAAGACGAUAUUUAUCAGAAUAAUAAACUAAUUGAAUGGAAACGUUAUGCAAACUUACAGAGUAACAGAAAUAAACCAAACGUGCAAAAUAAUAUCAGAUUCCCCAGAGAACAUUUUAAAGAUUGUGCUAAAUAUUGCGAUAACAACGAUAACAACUGCAUAAGUGACUGCAAAAGAAUUGCCUGGUUAGUUAUCUAGUUCGUUUUUGGUUAGAUAAAUAAAGACUUAGACUGAAUUUGCUUUCACUUAUUAAAGACAUAAACAAGUCGAAAUUAAAUAAAGAACUUCAUUAUUUUAUAUAUUUUAAUUUUUUAUUUGUAAACAGUAUAAAUUAUGUAUAAAAUUUUCAAACAGUUAAGAAAUU
Molecule: messenger RNA, 542 nt
Organism: Hydra vulgaris (swiftwater hydra)
Lineage: Eukaryota; Metazoa; Cnidaria; Hydrozoa; Anthoathecata; Hydridae
Source: RefSeq, a predicted model, not a curated record